This is a messenger RNA of Paraglomus occultum, 528 nucleotides long. Lineage: Eukaryota; Fungi; Glomeromycota; Glomeromycetes; Paraglomerales; Paraglomeraceae. The record is from the annotation of a GenBank genome assembly.
AUGGACGACGACGACACGCAAGAUUAUAACUACCAACACUAUUAUCCGAAUUACUGGUAUUCAGGAGAGACGACGGGGUUUGAGGCAACGGACAGAGCAGAAGAGGUAAAUCCACUGGACUCACUGCUGGAUAAGAUUGACACCGAAAUAAAAGUAAAGCUCGAUGGAAAAUCCAAAGAACAAUCUAAUGAGAAUAACACAUCUACGUCAACCGAUUCUUCAACCACAUUUCCGAUAGACUCGGCUCCACCACUUCCGUCUUAUCCCCCGCCACUUCCAUCCUACCCUCCGCCACUCCCACCUUCUUCUUCUUCCGUAACUACACAUACACCAAAUUACACAGCAAGUGCCCGCUUUAAUGCUCGUACUGGUCGUUUCCAAAGAGACCCAACGCUAAACCCUGAACGCUUUUCUGCUGAUGCCAAGGCAAUGCGUCAAAUGUCGUUUUUCUUUAAUUAUGAGCAAUAUGCUGAAGAACGAGGACGAAAGAGAUUAAAGGGAGAACAAAAGGAAAAGAAAUUGAACUGA